AUGGCAGCCCUUGCCCAGCUAUCUCUUCUCUACCCAAUCAAACCAACACCAGUACCAGGUACUUACGCAGUACGGGAUUUUCUUGAAGAAGCCCAGCUCAACCCAGUGAAGCCCACGUACAAUUUUAAAGGAGAAGGCAGAAGGAAAGUACCCAUCUAUGAACAAACAGCUGAUAACUCACUACCAAGUGUUUCUGCAUACGAUCCUCCUACUUUUAUAGAUUUGGCAGGGAAAAAGCUAGCAACAUAUUCAUUUAAAAGCUUACCAAGAAGAAGUCCCAGUACCUUAUGUUUUAAAGACAAGGAUAUUAACACUGCACCAGGACAGUAUGACAUCAGCUCUCCUCCAGUUUCCACAUUUGCUUCCAAGGCUUUUUACGAGGUCCAAAAAUUUGUCAUCUUUGACUCGGAGAAGUUUGCAGUAGCUGGAGGUGGAAAAGAAGGCCCAGGACCAGGUCACUACGAAACAAAGAAAGAACGAUCUCGCACUGUGUGCUCAUGUUUCCAGUCGAAAGUACCCAGGAUGCUGCCAGUCCGCUCAGAUACACCAGGGCCUGGAGCCUAUGAACCCACAAGACAGUUUCCAAAGCAGCCACGAACUAUCGCGAGCUUGGGUCAGGAGCACAGCAUCUUCUUCAGCACUCCAACCGCGUUUUAG
Molecule: messenger RNA, 657 nt
Organism: Struthio camelus australis
Lineage: Eukaryota; Metazoa; Chordata; Aves; Struthioniformes; Struthionidae
Source: RefSeq, a predicted model, not a curated record